AUAAGACAGCACAAACUUUCACAAAAGCUUUGAAUGUAAUUAAAAAUAUUCUGCUAUCAGAAGCAUUUAGAGAAUGUAAGCCUACAAUUGGGCUACAAGUCAUUAUAACUGAUGAUUAUGCUGAAAGCAUUAAGCUACAGCAUAGAGAUAGUUAUGGAAUAGAAAAUAUAAAAAUUGGAUUGAAGGAGGAUAUUGAAGUAGUAAACUCUGAUUUAAUGAUUUUUAAACAUAGAAGCAGUAAAAAUAAAGACCUAUGUUACUUUGUCAAUAUACAACUUAGAAUUUGUGAAUGUAGUCUAACAGAGGCUCUAUGCAAGCACCAAUCUUCAAUAACAAUAUACUAUAUAGAACUCAUAACAAAUAUUAAUAAUAAUUAUUUUGUUAAUAAUGUUGAUGACAAAAAUAGAUAUGGUUAUAUGAAUAAUAAAAAUAUACCUCUCAAAUUCUUAUCUGUGCCCUUAAGUGAUUAUAAAAAUGAUAUUAAUAAUAAUAAUAUAAGUGAAAAAAAUAGCAAUAUUGAUCAGCAACAGUUAGCUAUAAAUGAAUUAGAUUGGUUUAGUAAUGAUUUGAAAAAUCUUCUCAAAGAAGAUAAUCCUGCACUAGAAAAAAGCAUAUAUAAAUUUGUUAAUAUUUACAAGAAAUAUCAUUCUAUACAAGACACCCAGGUUCACCCAGCAAUAACAUCCUUUUUUGAAAUAUAUGACUAUAAUGUGAGUCAUGUUAAUAGCAAUAGUUAUCAAUGUAGAGAGAAAAGAAUUAAAGUACAAGUAGCUGCAACCUCAAGACAGAAGAAGAGAUCAACUCAUGAGCUUAAGAAAAUGCAAUAG
This is a messenger RNA of Scutellospora calospora, 827 nucleotides long. NCBI's taxonomy places the organism in Eukaryota, Fungi, Glomeromycota, Glomeromycetes, Diversisporales, Gigasporaceae. The record is from the annotation of a GenBank genome assembly.